AUGGACAAAUAUUUUGAAGGAAAACGGGUUUUAGUAACAGGAGGAUGUCAAGGUAUUGGAAAAGGCAUAGUGUUAGAAUUAUGGCGGUUGGGAGCAAAUGUCGUAGCGCUUUCUCAUCAAGCAGACAAUUUAAAUAAACUCAAAAAUGAGUACCCUUCCAUAGAAAUAGCUUGCGUAGACCUUUGUGAUUGGGACAAAACUCGAAAAGUUAUCGAUUCUCUGGGCGUCUUCGACGGUUUAGUCAACUGUGCAGGGUUCAUUUACAAUCAACCAUUUUUGGAAUGCUCACCAGAGAUUUUUGCUAUGACAAUGGAUGUUAACGUAAAAGCCAUUCUAAACGUUAGUCAAGUGAUAGCAAAGAAAAUGAUCGCUAAUAAAAUUAAAGGAGCGAUCGUUAAUAUAUCUUCUCAAACGUCGAUGGUAUGGUGUAUUUUUAAAUAUAAACUUGCUAAUGUUUGUAGCUCGUCCGCUCUUGCAGAUCUAUUUAGACUACUACCUCUAAGCAGCCCUCACGCUGCAAUAAAGGAUCACGUUGCCUACGCUUCGUCCAAAGCAGCUGUAGACGCGAUGACACGCGUCAUGGCGUUGGAGCUCGGUCCACACGGAAUAAGAGUAAAUGCAAUCAAUCCAACAGUAAUUUUAACAGAAUUAGGCAGACGAGCCUGGGCUGAUCCGGUAAAAGCCCAAAAUAUGCUCUCAAAAAUACCUUUGGGAAGGUUUGGUGAAGUACACGAAGCAGUAAACGCAAUAGUGUUCCUUCUAAGUGACAAAGCCAGUAUGAUCAACGGAGUUCAACUGCCCGUCGACGGAGGGUUUCUCGCUACA
Messenger RNA from Brenthis ino (lesser marbled fritillary), 825 nucleotides. Lineage: Eukaryota; Metazoa; Arthropoda; Insecta; Lepidoptera; Nymphalidae. The record is from the annotation of a GenBank genome assembly.